GUGGUGUUUUUACUGUGAUUAAAAUAAGACAAAGUGCAGGUUAUCAUUAAAUGGCUUAUGAACAUUAAAGGUUCAUUGGUGGAAUUUGAUGACAUCUAGUGGUGAAGAUGCAUAUUGCAGCUGAUGAAAGAGAACCUGAGGCAGCUUUCAGUUGUCAUGAAAACUGAAAAGGUGUUUGGUUUGUCCACUUUGGGCUACUGUAAAAAACAUGGCUACCUGCAUAGAGAGGACAGCCCAAUGUAAAUAAAAAGCAUUUCAAUAUAAAGGGUCAGUUUUAGGGUGAGGGAAAACAACAUUGACUGAAAUGUGUAAGAAUCCCUUUCACCAUAUUCUUACACACUGAACCUUCAAUUAUAUAAAUAUUUAUUUAUGGUUCCAUUUCUAGCCAUAGAUAUGAAAAUGUGUUUUCUCUUUGAAGUGAUGACAAAAUCUGAUAAUGGGACAAUUAGAGGAACUAGAGGUUGAAAAGAGUUUAUUCUAAACUUAAAACAACCCAAAUCAAAGCUUUCUUGCUUCCGAGUCCAACAUCUUAUCGCCUUUGUUUUGAUUGCAGGCCUGUUUCUUGUCCCUCUCUCAUGAUCUCUGUUGUUUCAGCUGGCUUUGGCUCACUGCCACGGAGGCUGGGGCCGCCACAUGAUUUCUAUCCUUUUCAUCAUCCCUGACAGCAGCUCAGAUAAGUUCAUCAGACGGAUCACGGUCGGACACUUCAGUGGAAGGAGCUGCGUUGGCAUCUCGUGUGGUAGAUAUGGGCGGGUGGAGGAUCAAGCUUUUCUGCUGCGGGUGGGUUCCCCAGGCCCACAGAGAGGAACUCUACCACCUGCUGAGGAUGACAGGGCCUCUGCUUCUCUCUCGAAUCCUCAAUUACCUCCUUCCAUUUGUGGUUACCAUGUUCUGUGGGCGUCUGGGAAAUGAGGUGAUGGCUGGCUACGGGUUAGCCUCGGCUACUAUAAAUAUCACCUCUGUAGCAACAGGAUAUGGACUGGGUUUGACAUGUGAUACAUUGAUCUCUCAGACAUUUGGUGGAAAGAACCUGCUGCGGGUGGGGGUGAUCCUGCAGCAGGGCAUCAUCAUCCUGCUGCUGUUCUGUCUGCCCUGCUGGGGUCUGCUGCUCAACGCCCAGCCCAUCCUGUUAUGUGUGGGCCAGGACCCUGAGGUAGCCAGAAUAGCCCAGCUGUAUAUCACAGCCUUCCUCCCUGCUGUACCUGCGAUGUUCCUGCAUCAUCUGCAGGUUUCUUACCUCCAGAACCAGGGUAUAAUAUUGCCGCAAAUGUACGCUGCUGCUCUGGCCAACAUAGCAAACGUGCUGACAAACUACAUCCUUCUUCACUGGCUGGAUCUGGAGGUCAGUGGAUCUGCUGCAGCCAACACACUCUCUCAGAUUUACAUCUGUGUGUUUCUGUUUGCUUACAUCCGGUGGAAGAAGCUGCACGUGAACACAUGGGGAGGCUGGUCUGUGGAAUCACUGCAGGAAUGGGGCUCCUUUAUGAAACUGGCCAUUCCCAGUACACUGAUGAAGUGCUUUGAGUGGUGGGUUUAUGACCUGGGGGGAUUCUUUGCAGGAAUGCUGGGUGAAGAUGAGCUGGCAGCGCAACAUGUUGUGAUAAUGGUGUCAUUUAUAACCUACAUGUGCCCUCUGGGUAUUCAAGCUGCAGCAUGUGCCCGUGUGGGUAACGCUCUCGGUGCAGGAGACAGUGCCAGGGCAAUUCUUACCAGCAAGGUUGCCCUCAGUCUUGCAGGCGGCAUCGCAGUGGUCGAGGGUCUGGUGCUUUGCUCCACUAAAUCAGUGAUUGGCUUCAUCUUCACCUCUGAUGAGAAGAUCAUAAAUCUGGUCUCCUACUUGAUGAACGCGUACUGUUUCCUUCAGUUCUUCGAUGGCCUUGUGUGUGUGUGCACCGGCAUCUUCCUGGGCGCGGGCAAACAGAAGAUACCAGCUGUGGCUAAUCUCAUUGGAUACUACUGCAUAGGCCUUUCACUUGGUGUUACUCUAAUGUUCGUGGCAAAGCUGGGAGUUCUGGGGUUUUGGCUGGGGCUGCUCGUCUGUGUCAUUUUACAAUCCACCUUCUACAUCAUUGUCAUCUUCAGGCUGAACUGGGAGAAGAUUACCGAAGAGACGGUGAUUCGAGCUCAGAAAAACGCUCACGUGACAUUGUUAAGAGGAACUGCUGAUGAAGACGCCGCGGGUGACAACACAGCGAGUAAUGACAACCCUGUGCAUGGCGACACGUCUGUGAGACCCGGGGGCCGUGACGGGAGCACCGAGACACAUGGGGGACAUGUGGUGCCGCGGCAGAACAAAGGAGGUCUCUCCACCACCCAGCUGGUGCUCAGACGAGGCCUCACUGUGCUGGCGGCAGUCGGGCUUCUGGCGGUGGGAGCGAGUGUUCACCUCCUCGUGCCCUUACCAGAGACCCCAUCCUCAAAGACCAAUGGAACAACUGACUGGAUCAAUACUACGUCCACUCCUGAUCACAUCUUCUCCACCAUGUUGCUCCCAAAUGAAGAGUCAGACAGACCUUGA
Platichthys flesus (European flounder) is the source of this 2518-nucleotide messenger RNA. Its product is annotated as multidrug and toxin extrusion protein 1-like. Bases 746 to 2518 code for a protein of 590 amino acids. Gene Ontology annotation, biological process: xenobiotic detoxification by transmembrane export across the plasma membrane. Gene Ontology annotation, cellular component: membrane. The record is from RefSeq and is a predicted model, not a curated record. Lineage: Eukaryota; Metazoa; Chordata; Actinopteri; Pleuronectiformes; Pleuronectidae. Gene Ontology annotation, molecular function: antiporter activity; xenobiotic transmembrane transporter activity. The transcript is spliced from 17 exons.